GAGAAACUAACUGGGAUGGGUGUUUUCUUGCAGCUUGUGAGUGUCAGAAGGGUCAGACUUGUUUCUCGAAAAUCUACUCACCUCAGAGGAGGAACACACGCACAGGAAGCUUUUAAACGUAUGGGGAGAAGACAGAACAGUGAGAGGGGACGCCUACCGCCAUCACAGCAGCGUGAUCUGCUUCUGAACAACGCAUGCAGCCAACCAGCUUCUCCCUCAGCUGGACGGACUGAGUGGUUUGUGUCAGUCAUUUGACAGGACAGAAUGUCACGAAGGGACCAGAGGUUUCGGAGGGGAAUGAAAGGAAGGUGUUGUGAAUGUGGAUGCAUCUUGUCUCACUGGUACUAUGAAAGAGAGGGACAGCUGUUCUGUAAGAAGCACUACUGGUCUCGGUUUGGAGAACACUGCCAUGGCUGCAAGGAGGCCAUCACAACAGGGCUUGUCAUGAUUGCAGGAGAGCAGAAGUACCAUCCUGAGUGCUUCAUCUGCAUGAGCUGUGAAAUGGUCAUUGGAGACGGAGACACUUGCAUGCUUAUUGAACGCUCCAAACUUUACUGUGGACACUGUUUCUGUCAGGGUGUUGUUCCAGCGGUGAAAUCAGCAACCCUUGCAAAGAGACCCCACAUGGUGGCGCUGGUGUCGCUCCCUCCUGUUGCUGCUGGUCAGCGAGGCCUGACUUUUGCCACUGACUUCAGCCAGGACACAAAACCUCUCAUCACAGUCACAAAAUUAGACUCAACUGUCCUUAGCCCUGACCUGCUCUCUUCUGUCCAAGUUGGUGAUCAAAUAGUGGAGGUCAACGGCAUCCCAGUCCACAACAUUUCUCCAGAUGAGAUAAUCCGUGUUAUUCAGGACACACGCAGACCGCUGCAGCUGACCAUUGAAUACAACCCGCAGUCUUCUCACAGUCUCCUUGGAUCUGACAGUCCUCCAGUCAACAACAGCUGUUCUGACUCUCAUCUUUGUGACACACUUGCUUCAGCCCCAAAUCUCCCGAGCCUGGAAGAAGAGCCAAACAAAAAUCAGGGCGCAGAGGAGGAAAGGAGGAGCCUCUCGCCACAUCACUACCAAGGAAACACCGGGAUUCGAUCUAGACACAUUUUGCGCAGCUGUAGCAUAGACAAGUGUCGUCUGUCUCCUGGAACAUUGAACCUUAUAUCUCAAAAGAGAGACAUGGUUCGUUCAGAGUCUCUCAGAGUAGACCCCGGGGAACGCACACAUCGUAUCUUCAGACCCUCAGAUCUCAUCCAUGGAGAAGUAUUGGGCAAGGGCUGCUUUGGACAAGCUGUAAAGGUCACGCAUCAGGAAACAGGGGAGGUGAUGGUGAUGAAAGAGCUGAUACGCUUUGAUGAAGAAACACAGAGCACAUUUUUAAAGGAGGUGAAAGUGAUGCGCUGUCUUGACCAUCCAAACGUUCUCAAGUUCAUUGGACUGUUCUAUAAGGACAAAAGAAUUCAUUUUGUCUCAGAGUACAUCCAAGGUGGUACUCUCAGAGAGACGAUCAUAAAAAUGGAGGAGGAUUUUCCCUGGAGGGUAAGAGUCGGCUAUGCCAAAGACAUUGCUGCGGGAAUGGCAUAUCUACACUCCAUGAAUGUUAUCCACAGAGAUCUGAACUCGUACAACUGUUUGGUCAGAGAGAAUCAGUCUGUGGUGGUGGCAGACUUUGGACUUGCCAGGCUGGUGAUGGAAGAGAGAAAUCAGAGCAAAACAUCUUCAUUGGAACGAUCUGCAAGGGGGUCGCUGUCGGAGCUCCGCAGACCAGACCGGAGGAAGCGAUAUACGGUGGUAGGAAACCCCUACUGGAUGGCUCCUGAGAUGAUCCAUGGGAAAAGCUAUGACGAACGUGUGGACAUAUUUUCCUUUGGAAUUAUGACAUGUGAGAUUAUCGGAAGAGUGAGCGCUGAUCCAGAUUACCUUCCCAGGACAAAUGACUUUGGUUUAAACGUGGAAAGUUUCCUGCAGCAGUAUCUCUCUGCAGAGUGCCCCUCUGCCUUCCUGCCAAUGGCUUCCGCCUGCUGUAACAUGGAUGCUGAUAAACGUCCCUCGUUUUCAAAGCUUGAGGAGUGGCUGGACAACAUGUUGAUGCACCUGGACAUUAGUCUGCCUCUGCUUUCUGAGCUGGAGCAUGUCUCUAGAGCCUUCUGGGAGAAUCACACCCCAAAAAGCACUCACAACCAGGAUGCGCCUCUUGUUUCUCACAAGCAAAAGAGUUCAGCACCUGAACCACAGAGCCACAGUCAAAAUAGCAUAAAUAGGAAGGAAUUGAAUGGGUUUCAACAAGUUUGUGACAAUGGCCAUGAUAUGAAGACUGGAUCACAAGACACAUGUCAGUCUUGUUGCAGGUCUACAAGUAUGGAUUUAGGCAUGUCUGAUUGUGAAACUCAUGAAGACAGUAAACUUACAGGUCAACCAACAUCCCAACACGAACCCUUACAACCACAGCAGGUCAGGACACCACUGCAUGACAACUCAAGCAGGUCUAAAAGGACGUCUAAAGUGCUGUGGGACAGAUCUACAGAGGACAGUUCUUUUCUUUGACUGUUCACCUAAUGGUUGAGAUGGGACACGUCUACAGAUCUGAGACCAGUGUUGUGUUAUCAAUACACCAUGCCUUGUCAGAUUUCUGGAGAAAACGUGUUCAUACAACUGGAUACAUACAACUUAUUGGGAUUGCAGAGGGACAGAAUGUAGGUUUUGUUUAGUAGUAAACCUUGUGCAUCUUGACAUGAACUAAUUGCACAAUGCGAAGACUAAAUAAACUAAUAAAUGUUUUCACUAUAGGAGUUAAGGGACAUUUUUGGGAGGGAGGAGGUUACAGAGAAAUAGCGAUGACUUGGUCCUUUCAACCCCAUGCAAAAGCAGCCUUUUCUGGACUUUGCUAAGAUGUCAGCAUACUGAGACCGCUUCGGCAGCGAGUGAUGUCAUUGGUCAGUGCCAAAAACGGAAUCAAUUUUUACAGUCAUGUGACGUAAAAAGCAGCGUUGAUCGACCAAAACAAAGUGUUGUUUUUCCAAAAUUAUGGCAUUGUGGAUGGAUUUUCUCUGUAUUUUUUGGCGCUGGGUAUUUAGAAACAGCUCAUUUAAAGCAGUGUGAACACAUGCUUUUUUCUUUUUCUUCCAUUUUGCUUCACCAGCAGCUCUUCCAAUUUUACAAAUGCCGGUUGUUUGGCGACAUCUGCCGAUGUCAUUUCCUACUCAAAUACAACCAAUCAGCAUGAGUUACACAAGUACCGCCCCGUGACUCUACCAGACUGAGGCCUGACAUGGCCUGGUGAAAUGGAAACACACGCAUGUCAUGUGUUAUCCAGAAGUCCCAAUAGGGGAUAUGGGCUUAUUGUUCCAUCAGCCUAUCUAUAACUACAGAAGCAGCCACAACUAUUGAGAAUUUUCAAUCUUUUAAUGAUCUUUGAGACUGCCAUUUUAAAUUUAAGUCACACAUUGGGAAAAUAAGGUGUGAACACUCUUUGGUGAGUAGAUUAUAGUGAGGCAGUUUUUACAAUGUCUUGGAUUAUUCCUCAUGGCGAUUUCUCCUUACACAUUAGCCAUCUAAACAUGUCAUCUCAAACUGCCUGAUGGAAGGGUUUUUGUUUUGACUUAGUCAAGAAGCUGUGAAAUAGAUGCCACUUUAAAUUUUAUUCUUUACUGCCUUAUUUAUAUGAUUAUCUUGCGUAUUUUCCCAUGUCCCAUGCACUGAGCUGUGAAAGAACUGCUGAUUUAUCAUUGAUAAUCAAUAAAAAAGAUUUUUGAGAGUG
This is a messenger RNA of Nothobranchius furzeri (turquoise killifish), 3751 nucleotides long. RefSeq names its product LIM domain kinase 1. Lineage: Eukaryota; Metazoa; Chordata; Actinopteri; Cyprinodontiformes; Nothobranchiidae. Gene Ontology annotation, molecular function: protein serine/threonine kinase activity; protein binding; ATP binding. The record is from RefSeq and is a predicted model, not a curated record. Gene Ontology annotation, cellular component: nucleus; neuron projection; cytoplasm. Gene Ontology annotation, biological process: protein phosphorylation; positive regulation of stress fiber assembly; actin cytoskeleton organization.